GGCUCUUUCUCAGAUAACUGGAAUAUUCUCAUUUACCAUAGAAAGGUAGAGAUCAUGGCGGUGGACUCUGCUGUCAAUGUUUCAGACGCUGCUGCACCUUAUGGAGGAAAAAGUGCUUUUACUCAGCUGGAGCACAACAUAGUAGCUGGAUAUCUGAUUACUGCAGGUGUCAUCAGUUUAUCCAGCAACGUCCUAGUUCUGCUGAUGUUUGUAAAGUUCAGAGAGCUGCGCACCGCCACCAACAUCAUCAUCAUCAACCUGGCUUUUACCGACGUUGGAGUGGCAGGAAUCGGUUAUCCCAUGUCAGCGGCCUCCGACAUCCACGGCAGCUGGAAGUUUGGAUACACCGGCUGUCAGAUCUAUGCAGCUCUCAACAUCUUUUUUGGCAUGGCCAGCAUCGGCUUGCUGACUGUGGUUGCCAUUGAUCGCUACCUCACCAUCUGCAGGCCGGACUUAGGGCAGAAAAUGACCAUGCAAUCAUACAACCUUCUCAUUUUGGCUGCGUGGCUGAAUGCUGUGUUCUGGUCCUCCAUGCCCAUAGUGGGCUGGGCAGGUUACGCUCCGGAUCCCACUGGGGCUACAUGCACCAUCAACUGGAGACAGAAUGAUGCCUCCUUUGUCUCGUACACAAUGGCAGUGAUAGCUGUGAACUUUGUGGUUCCUCUGACCGUCAUGUUCUACUGUUACUACAACGUGUCCGCCACUGUCAAGAGAUACAAGGCCAGCAACUGUUUGGACAGCAUCAACAUUGACUGGUCUGACCAGAUGGACGUCACCAAGAUGUCCAUCGUAAUGAUCGUCAUGUUCCUGGUUGCCUGGUCUCCGUACUCCAUGGUGUGUCUUUGGGCAUCCUUUGGUGACCCUAAGACCAUACCUGCCCCCAUGGCAAUCAUCGCCCCCCUCUUUGCCAAGUCCUCCACCUUUUACAAUCCAUGCAUUUAUGUCAUUGCCAACAAAAAAUUUAGAAGAGCCAUCAUUGGAAUGAUCCGGUGUCAAACCAGGCAGCGGAUCACUAUCAGCACUCAGGUUCCCAUGACGAUCUCCCAGCAGCCUCUGACCCAAUGAAAUUCAAACGUGUCAUUGUUAAACUUUGUAAACAAAUGUUGUGUUGUCAAUGUUUUACUCUCUGCUGUCGCUCUUCUGUCAAAUGCACUGUAGUGUUUACUGUGUAAACUCUGCAUGCUUCAGUCAUGGCUGGCCUGCAUUAUAAAACUGUUAUUGGAUUGGAAGUAUCCUGCAGAAGUCCAAAACGCUCAACUAGUUGUCAUGUCCACACGCUCCAGCUCUGCGUUGGAUGCAGCACCUGCAGCGAUACAGCUUUCAGAAACACAAAAUCCUUUAUUUUCAAUAAAAAUUUCAAAUUCCACUGAGGUACAAGAACAUUAAAUGAAGUAUAAUGUGAAAUUCAGGCUCCAAGCUCUUCUCAGAAGCCUUGAUGGAAGGGGUUAUUUGCAUGGUGGUGGAGGGGGGGAAUGAACUGAGUCCUUAAAGGCAAUAAUGAGAAGGAAGAUAAGACACUUAUAGAAGUCUGAGUGAGCUGAAAAGAGCAUUUAUUCCCACUGAAGACAAUCUACUCUAAAUUUUUUCUCUUCAUAACUAAACAGCCCAAAAUUCAGAUCUUUAUACUGAAUUUUAAAUGCCGCACUAUGGAAGGCAGACAACACAAUGGAACCCUCCAUCUUUAAAAGAGGUCAUCUUUUAUAGGUGGUUGGCUCCACCCUUAUAAAACCAACCCAAUUACCAAUCAAAAGCAAAUACCUUUCCUAAGAAACAAACAUUCACAUGCAAUUUAACAACAAUCUUUAAACAAAAACACAGAAUAGAAAUAAUUUUGAAUUUAAAACAGGCCUGUCAAUGGAAACCAAAAUAGGUGGGUCCACUGGACCUCCUGGAUACAUGAAGUGCUAAGAAACCAGGGGGGUAUUCCAGGAAGCAUGUUUAAACUAGCCUGACUUUGAGCCUGAACUCUGGCU
This is a messenger RNA of Oryzias latipes (Japanese medaka), 1973 nucleotides long. It is a transcript of the gene rrh, whose product is annotated as retinal pigment epithelium-derived rhodopsin homolog. Gene Ontology annotation, cellular component: membrane. The record is from RefSeq and is a predicted model, not a curated record. Gene Ontology annotation, molecular function: G protein-coupled receptor activity. Gene Ontology annotation, biological process: visual perception; G protein-coupled receptor signaling pathway. Lineage: Eukaryota; Metazoa; Chordata; Actinopteri; Beloniformes; Adrianichthyidae.